CCACUUUAAUGAGUUCACUAAAGAUCCUCAUAAUGUUGGAGAAUGGGACAAACAUGAAGUCUUUGAGCACUAUAUUUCUGGAAAAAACCCUGAAGGGUCCAUACCAUUGAAUGGUGUAGAUUACAUUUACUUUCCCAUGAACUGGAGAAAUAUCCAUUGGGUUGCAAUUGAGGUUGAAGUUGGCAACAAAUGGAUCAAUGUAUAUGAUCCCAAAAUUUCAAUCACCAGCAAGGAGGAUUGCAAUAAUCAUAUGAAACCGUUGAGGACUAUGUUGCCAUACAUCCUUCGUUUGGGUGGGAUUGAUGCAGGAGUCGCCCCAUGGCCUGCUCAUAGAUUGCAAGUUGUUCCUCAGCAAGAGACCGGGGGAGAUUGUGGGAUGUUCACAAUAAAAUUUAUAGAGGUAUUGAGUGCAGGAAUGCCAAUACAACUUAUUAAUCAGACAGACAUGAUGUUUUACAGGAGGAAAUUCGCAAUCGAGUCAUACGGACAACAUUUUUAACUUACUUUUGUAAAUAUUUAUUUUCAUCCUAUUAAAUUGUAUAUAACUCAGUGUAAUACAAAUAUUGGUUCGAGUA
Molecule: messenger RNA, 575 nt
Organism: Tripterygium wilfordii
Lineage: Eukaryota; Viridiplantae; Streptophyta; Magnoliopsida; Celastrales; Celastraceae
Exons: 2
Coding region: 137-499 (120 amino acids)
Biological process (GO): protein desumoylation
Cellular component (GO): nucleus
Molecular function (GO): deSUMOylase activity
Source: RefSeq, a predicted model, not a curated record